AAAAACAAAUCUUAUCUAAGAAAUGUCGAAGAUGAUAAUAGUAGAGAAAUCUCAUCUCUUGAUGAUCUCUCUCGCCAUUGUUGUUGCUCUUGCCUUAACAACAGGCUCAAAUGGUCUCAACGUAAAGCAAAGCCAUCCUUCUUCUUUGCAUACCACCACAAAAACAAACCAACUCACUUACCAUGGAGGACCCCUCCUAACCAAUUCCGGUACCAUCAAUGUGUACCUCAUUUGGUACGGACAUAUUUCCCAAAAGGACAAAACCACCAUUACAGAUUUCUUUGCUUCCUUCAGCCCUUCAAGUGAUCUUUCCAUUUCAAGAAAACAACGACCACCAACCGUCUCAAAAUGGUGGAAAACAAUCCAAUCUUACAAGGACAAAGCCGGUAGCUCGGUCCCCGGUACCGUCAGGCUUGUCAAACAAAUCGGAGAUAAAUAUUCUUCAGGGAAGAACAUCAAGCGUGCCCAGAUAGCUGACUUGGUCCAAAACAAGAUAGAAACCAAUGUGCUGCCAUUUGACCCUAAUGGCAUAUACUUGGUUUUGACCUCUAGGGACGUCACCGUGGAGCGUUUUUGCAUGAGCUCUUGUGGUUUUCACGACACCAAAACCAUACCUACAAAGGGUUAUAAAGUGGUUUUUGGACAUGUUGGAGACGCUUCGUUGCAGUGCCCCGGUUUUUGUGCUUGGCCUUAUGCAGUACCCGCCUAUGGCCCGCCGUUCAAGCCCCUCGUAGCUCCUAAUAAUGUUGGCAUUGACGGCGUGGUCAUAAACAUCGCAACCGUCCUUGCCGGAGCUGCCACAAACCCCUUUAAGAAUGGCUACUACCAAGGAGAUGUUCAAGCGCCGCUUGAGGCUGUCACGGCUUGUUCAGGGAAAUUUGGCGAAGGAGCUUUUCCGGGAUUCCCUGGGAAGUUGCUGCUGGAUAAGGCGAGCAAUGCAAGUUACAAUGCUUACGGUGUUAACGGCCGGAAGUUCCUUCUUCCAGCAGUGUGGGACCCUGCCACGUUGAGUUGCAAGGUUGUUGUCUAAAGUUUGUGUUAUUCGGGUUCCAAGUGAAGAUAAAUCAUUAUGGGUCUGCAUAAAAUACGCAUACAACUAUCGCGGAAUAUUACAAUUUCAUAGUGAAUUUUGAGUCCAUAUGGUACUUAUAGAUAUUAGAAUAAAAUAUAGCAAAGAAAGUAGUCGUCUUUUCUAGUAGCAAAGUAUGAAGUUUAAGCAUUUAUGCAUGUCUUUAUGAAUGCAAAAAAAUAAAAAAAAUAAAAAAAAGUAAAUGGAUACAGUCUGUUUAUAGAUUGAUAUUGUAUAUCUAAUAAAUUCAAGCUUGCCUCUAAAUUUUGCUGCC
Morus notabilis is the source of this 1343-nucleotide messenger RNA. Its product is annotated as protein EXORDIUM-like 2. The record is from RefSeq and is a predicted model, not a curated record. Lineage: Eukaryota; Viridiplantae; Streptophyta; Magnoliopsida; Rosales; Moraceae. Bases 23 to 1030 code for a protein of 335 amino acids. The transcript has a single exon.